GUCUCGGGGUGUGUCGGCCGCCGCUGCUGCUCAGGCCUGGUAUGUACAAAUGGCUGAUUAGGAUUCUCGGCACCAUUUUCCGUUUUUGUGAUCGGCCGGUGCCCCCUCCCCGGGCCCUCCUGAAGAGGCGGCGCUCUAACAGGUGAGACGAGAGGGUGCUGAGCCUUGGGCUGGCCUAGCUGUACCCCAACGCCUAUCCCGGGUUCCUCCGCCGGCAUAACGCUGAUCCAAUCAGGCAGGCCCUGCUCAGCCGAAACCGGUUUCUGGGCUGAGGCCGAAGAUGUGCGGAUCGCUGGUAUCCUAGUGAUGUAGCCGCCUCCCUCCACGCUGUGGGGAUGCAGCUCCUGAAGAAGGAAGCAGCUAGGGAAACAUUUAUCUUUGGAGUGACCGGAGAUGGUAGGAUCUUUGAUGUUCUUGUUAGAGUCCAAGCCGGUUGCUGCCCUUAGGUCUAAAAGUAAAAAUUUAAGUAAUACUGUCUUUGUUGUGGCUCACUGUUUACAAAGUACGUUACCAAGUGUCAUCUUGGCAAUAAUGGCAGUUAAAGAGAAGUCAGAUUCAUAGCUUGUCCAAAGCUAUUUUGAUUGCAAGCACUGUUCUCCUAGCACCAACAGACAGCAGCUGUUUUGUUCUGAAACAGCUGCCAGUGUGUGUUUGGAGCACUGGGGGAAUGGCUCUGGGCUUUAGAAUUAGCGUAUGAGAAAAAAAAAUUGUAGGUACCUCAUUCCUUUAAAAACAUCGCUGUGCUAUCAAGUUCAGUUAAAAUUUGGGGGAAACUAAAAGAUAUUCUUAAUUUUAGGAUCUAUCCCUUGGUUUGUCUUAUUUCCUGGUAUCAAUCCCUUCACCUAAGGAUUAAUCUAGAGAAUCAAAUACCGUACAAGUACUAUACAUCUCCCAACUUUAGUGUUCAACUGCUAAUUUCAUUUUUUUUUAAGCCUCAGGAUCAAGGAAUAUGGCAAAAAGGGUGGUUUCUGGGAGCUGAGAGAAGAUGAUGAUUAAUACACGAGUCUGAGAAUGCAGGUCAUUGAUGAAAUUGGUUGUUGGCUAAAUUCCAUCACAGGGCAUGAUUUCAACCUAUCUCUCCUUUCUACCUUUCUGCAGAGUUGACGUGAGGAUCAUUUAAGAUCUUAUUGUAAAGCACCUAACAUGAUGCUUAAUAUUUAUAAGGAUAAUGUUUGUUUAUCUCCAGGGCUUUGUGUAGUGUCUAGUUCAUGGUAGGCAUUUAGUACAUAUUUAUUGAAUAAGGGAAAGUUGAGUUAAUUCCCUCCCUCUUUCCCCUUUUCUCCUGUGAAUCCUUGCUAGUUAGGGGAACAGGGGUUUAGAGAGCAAAAUCGUUUCAUUACCAUACUUUCUUCACUUCCUUAAUCUAAAACAACAUUGCUCAAAUAAGCCAUUUUUCAGUAAAUGAAACCAUGUUGGGAUUUUAAAGUUAUGAACUGAAUGGUGUCCUCUUGGGAUCUCAUUCUGUUCUUUUUUUGAUAAAUAUGAUCAAAAAGGAUACAGGAAGAUGAUUGGUGGUAUGCCAUGAGCCUUUAACAUUCUUGAGAUGUAUGUCCAAAACUUUUCUCAGUUCACACAUUUUUUUUAUUACCACCAUAAUAUACUUUCCAUGGUGUAAAUGCAGUUAAAUAUAACACCUUCUCUGUGAAUAAGUAUCUUUUAAGGUUGCUUUUAUUCGUCACCUGACUUAGAAGUUAGUUUUCUUUGGGGUUCAUCUUUCAAAAGGAAAUUGUUCUUUUUAAAUAAUGUUAGCAAGAAAAAGAAAAUAGUAGGCCUAGGCUCUUACCUAGGUUCAUUUACUUGUGACUCUGUCCACUUGCAAGUUUGUGCCUCAGUCAGAUUACGGAUCUGUUACAUGAUAGGGAGUUUUGGAUCUCUCUCAAAUAGUUGAUUUCCAUAGUGUUAAAUCCUCAAAUGGUAAAGGUCUACUAUAGAGUAACAUUCUCUUUUAAAACAUGGGUUGGAUAUCAUCUUAUGACAACGUGAUAAGAAGAGGGUGUGUUGUAUGAAUAAUAAGUUUACUUAUAAAAAUGGAUGUUUAUAUAUAUGUAUUACACACACACACACAUUUAUGUAUUUAUUAUUUUCCCCUUUUCUCUCUUCCCUCAGCACUCUGUUUUCCACAGUGGACACUGAUGAAAUACCAGCCAAAAGACCAAGAUUAGAUUGCUUUAUUCACCAAGUGAAAAACAGUCUCUACAAUGCUGCCAGCUUAUUUGGCUUCCCAUUUCAGCUGACUACAAAGCCCAUGGUAACUUCUACUUGCAAUGGAACACGGAAUGUGGCCCCUUCAGGAGAGGUAUUUUCGAACUCUUCGUCUUGUGAACUGACAGGUUCUGGAUCCUGGAACAACAUGCUGAAACUGGGUAAUAAAUCUCCUAAUGGAAUAAGUGACUAUCCAAAAAUCAGAGUGACAGUAACCCGAGAUCAGCCACGUAAAGUCCUGCCUUCCUUUGGUUUUACCUUGAACUCAGAAGGCUAUAAUAGAAGACCAGGUGGCCGUCGCCAUAGCAAAGGCAGUCCAGAGAGUCCCUUAAUGUGGAAGCCUCAGGAACAGGUUGUAACAGAGAUGGUUUCUGAAGAGGGUGGCAAGGGUCUGAGGCGGCCCCAUGGUACUGUGGAGGAGGGUGUUCAAAAAGAGGAAAGAGAGAAAUACCGAAGGUUAUUGGAGCGACUUAAAGAAGGUGGUCAUGGAAACUCUGUCCCUCCUGUAACUUCAAACCAUCAUAGUUCUCAAAGAAGUCAGAUGGACACAUUAAAGACCAGAGGCUGGGGGGAAGAGCAAAAUCACGGAGUCAGAACAACUCAGUUUGUUCCAAAACAAUAUAGAAUUGUUGAAACAAGGGGACCUCUGUGUUCAGUGAGAAGUGAAAAGAGGAGUUUAAAAGGGAAAAUUUUGGAUGUAGAGAAGACAAUUGGAGUCAGACUUGAAAAUGAAGGUAGGAGGGGACACCAACUGGAGCCUGACCUAUCUGAAGAAGUGUCAGCCCGACUUCGUCUGGGCAGUGGAAGCAAUGGUUUACUCAGAAGGAAAAUGUCAAUACUUGAGACAAAAGAAAAGAAUUGCCCAGGCAAAGAGAGGGAUAGAAGGACGGAUGAUCUUCUUGAACUUACAGAGGACAUGGAAAAAGAAAUCAGUAAUGCCCUAGGCCAUGGCCCCCAGGAUGAGAUCCUAAGUAGUGCUUUCAAAUUGCGAAUCACUCGCAGUGAUAUCCAGACCUUGAAGAAUUAUCACUGGCUCAAUGAUGAAGUCAUUAAUUUUUACAUGAAUCUUCUUGUGGAAAGAAAUAAAAAGCAAGGCUAUCCAGCACUUCAUGCAUUUAGUACUUUCUUCUAUCCUAAAUUAAGGUCUGGGGGUUACCAAGCAGUGAAAAGAUGGACCAAAGGGGUAAAUCUCUUUGAACAAGAGCUUAUUCUGGUGCCUAUUCAUCGGAAGGUACAUUGGAGCCUGGUGGUGAUAGACCUAAGAAAAAAGUGUCUUAAAUACCUGGAUUCUAUGGGACAAAAGGGCCACAGGAUCUGUGAGGUUCUCCUUCAGUAUUUACAAGAUGAAAGUAAGACCAAAAGAAAUAUAGAUCUGAAUCUUUUAGAGUGGACCCACUACAGCAUGAAGCCACAUGAGAUUCCUCAACAGUUGAAUGGGAGUGAUUGUGGAAUGUUUACUUGUAAAUAUGCAGAUUAUAUUUCUAGGGACAAACCUAUCACAUUUACUCAGCACCAGAUGCCUCUCUUCCGAAAGAAGAUGGUGUGGGAAAUCCUUCAUCAGCAGUUGCUGUGAGAAUGCCCUGCCUGUUCCCUCUGGCUGCUGAUGGUUCUUUCACAGACAGUUCCAUAUACCUCAUGCAUUGUGGGUUAAAAAGUCCCUGCAUCACCUCUGUUCUCUUACAGGUACUGAGCUGUCAAAAGUGCAUGAAGGCCUCUGACUGCACCCCAGUCCUGACUUUGGUGUGCAGAGGGCUGCUUGCAACCCUGUUUGUAAGGGCUGUGCCUGCUGAGAGCCCUGGACUAUUCAACCCACAUAAGAACAAAUGCUAAUUAUACUUAUUUUUGUUUUUGUUUUAAAUUUUUCCCUAUGAAUGUGGGAAGUUCAGGAUUUAUUCUAUGAAUUGUUUUUUCUGUGUGUUUGUUCUUGUGUAUUCAUUUGCUUACUCAUUUGCAAACAUAAAUGGGCAGUGGCCAUUUCCCCCUGGUCUUUUACAGAAACUUUAAAUUACUUGUUUGAACUAUUUAUUUCUGAAAGGAAUGUUAAUCAAGCUGCCAUUCCCUGCUGAAGAUCUGGAAGGUGAUCAGUGAUGAGAGGAAGGAAGUGUUCAUUAACUUCUCUAACGCUGGAGCAGCAAGUGCCAACUUGAAGCUGGAGGUGUCUUUUUUUUUUUUUUUUUUUUUUUUUUCCUGAGGCUUGAAAAUACCAAGAGAAAUGCUGUGGAAUAGGGCUCUGAGUGCCUUUCAGAGGAAGCCUGACACUACAGCUUUGGCAUGGUAUUGUGGAAAAGGGGGACUAUGGCCAAGAAGCUCUAGCUACCCGGUAUCUUCAGAAGAGUGUCUUGGUCAUCCUAAAGGGACUUCCCUUUCUGGAAAUGGAGGUUACAUGACUUACUCUUGAAACUGGAUUUGAAGUAACUGUAAACCCCAAAUCUUCAUUUUCAUCACAGAUCUGGUUGAGUGUAAACCUCAGAACUGUAAGAGCUGGCCUGAGCUGUUUGUUUCAAACGAUUCUAGUCAAGUUAAAACUAUUUUUCCUCAGAGUUCUUUUUUUCUAUAUAAAGUCGAAAUUAAGUUUUGUACUCAUUAGGAUUAACAUUCCCCCACUCCACCGUUCAUGGAAAUUUGUGGAUGAAGAUUUAAUACUUGGCUCUGAGGUUACCAGUUAUACAAUAUUCUAUUUUGCAUAUGAAAGUUUGUAUUUAACUUUUUCCUUCAUUAAAAUCCUUACAGAUGUGGUUAUGCAUUUUUAAUUUCAGAGAGUUUAGAGUUGUUCAGAACAUAUUUUGCAAGAUCUAGUGCCUAGUGUUGCUUUUCUGAUGUAAUAAAAGGAUGUCUGGCAGAACCUGAAAAGUAUAUGUUGAAAUGAUUUCUAACUCCUUUCCUACUUAAACCUCCCAAACAUGUUCUGGUAUGUAAAAGCAAGAGGUAAAACUAGACAAAUUUGGCUUGUGUUAACUAUAAAUCAAUGUGCCUGCUGUUUGAGGGCCUAGGCUGCUGAUCACAGAAGCACGCAUUGUAUCUCCAGCAACCAGUGUCUCUGAGACUUGCCCAAGUCUUUAUACAGGACCUGGGGCCCUGGAUGUGGAUUGCAACUGCUAUGCCUACUUGGUGGCCAAACUGGAGGCGACAUGAUUAGGUGAUGAUUGAAGAGCAAGCUGGUUGUGCUGGAUAUCUCUCAAGCCUAGGCUGCACGGGGAACCCUUCCUAUAUCCCCUGUUCCUUGCUCUGGUUUCCUGGGGGCUCCAGAGCUAUGCCAGUGAAUAGCGGCUGGCAUAGCCGAAAAGGCCAAAGAUUUACUGGAUCGGCAUUGUACUAAAAACCUGGUUCCUACUUGGCACCAGUAUGAUUCAUUUGAGAAUUUAGUGCCUUGAUUAAGAUUUGUGCCAAAUUGGGUAAAUCCUGUUAAGAAUGGCAGUUUGUGUUCUGCUUAAGUAAAUAAAGCUAGGGGUUAAUGUAGUAUUUGAAGGGCUUCUUAGGAUCAGCUUGCACUAAGCUUGCAAUUAAUAUGUACUCUUCACAGCAGCUCUUAAUAAUUUCCCAGGACCUUGAUGAAAUUGAUAAGAGCAGAGAGUUGAGAGUUCCUGAAUUUUAAUAGAUGAUACUUUAGGUCAUGCUUCUCUAUGCAUUGGGAUGUCUCCUUUGGUAUAAAGAAACUUGUUGGUAAUAGAAUUUUUAUAUUUAAAUAGUUUAUGAGAAAAGUGGUCAGGUUAUAAGAAUAACUAUUAAUUUUAUCAGUAGCAAAUUAUCAACAUUAAUACCAGUGUUUAUUUUUUUUUAUUUUUUAUUUUUUGUAGUAGUUUGGGGGUCUGAAAAAAGCUGCAGGGAUUCACUGUUCUUUUUUAGUAGGUAGUCUCUCCUAAAGAGUGAUAAAUGUAAAAAAAAAUACUGUUGGUGAGCAUCUUUCUCACCUUUGAUCCUGUGCCAGAACUGUAUGGGGGCGGGAGGGAAGCAGAUUUGGGGCAUAUGGGAGAGAGAUUUUGGGAAGCCCCAUAUUUUACCUCAGUUAUUAAGGCUGUUAGGACCUCUGAUCUUUUCCCUCCUUCUAAAUCCUAAGCACAACUUGGGAAACCCCAUGUAGAAUGAUGGAUGUUUGCCUGCCCUGUGAGGAGUCUCUUGGUUGGGACCAAGGUGGGGGUGAAGAGAAUGUCCUUGGAGAUAUAUUAAACUUCAGAAUAUAAAUAAAUAAGAAAUAUAGAAAAGUUUAAGUUUAUAAUAACCUUACAGUACUAUGAUGAAUCUGCCUUGUUUAAAUUGGCUUUUAACUAAUUGGGAACCUAAUCACUUUAUAACAGUUUCUUUGAAAAAAACUCCCAACACCCAAAAUUCAAACAAUCUUUCAUAUGUAACUCAUUUGUAAGUUGAGGAUCUAGCUGGCUGUAUUGCUUUGAUAAUUUUUUCUUUUAAUUAUACAAGGAAGGGAUUUGGAAAAGGCAUUGAUUUUUAUCUAUUUACCAAUAAAUUCAUCUCUUUAA
This is a messenger RNA of Choloepus didactylus (southern two-toed sloth), 6674 nucleotides long. RefSeq names its product SUMO specific peptidase 2 (gene SENP2). Gene Ontology annotation, molecular function: deSUMOylase activity. The transcript has 16 exons. The record is from RefSeq and is a predicted model, not a curated record. Bases 2003 to 3775 code for a protein of 590 amino acids. Gene Ontology annotation, cellular component: nucleus. Gene Ontology annotation, biological process: protein desumoylation. NCBI's taxonomy places the organism in Eukaryota, Metazoa, Chordata, Mammalia, Pilosa, Megalonychidae.